AUGCCCACCUUCUCCCGACAACUCAAAAGCCACCUCAACCCCUCCUCCCGCCGCGGCGGCGGCGGCCGCUGCAAAACCCUCCCGGUCGCUCUGCACGAAAGCAGCGCGGAGCGAGUGUCGCCUUCCCCUCGCCACCCCCAGCGCCGCCGCCGCCGGCGAGCCCCGAGCUCAGUGUCGCUCAAACCUCCCCUCCCGGCCCCGCUGUCCCCGCUCGGCCCUCCCCCCACGCCCCUCGGACCCUUUCAAACCCCCUGGGCUCGCGGCGGCUGUUCCGUGAGCAAACGCUGGCCGCGGCUGGGGCCGGGGCGGCGAGGCUCGGAGCGGGGUGGCGGCGGGGCGCCCGGUACGGUGAGCCCAGCAACGAGGCGCGGGCGGGCGCGCAGAGACGCCGGGUCCUCGCGGAGCACGGCCGGGGCGCGGCGGCGGCACUGGCAGCGGGAGCCCAGGGACCGCUCCAUCACUGGCAGCCAUGGAGCCCGAGCAUUUUCCUCCCUCAGGGCAGGCGCCUCGGCUCGGCACACGUCCUCGGGGAGGAAGGGGCCGGCGCCCGAGCCUCCCCGGAGGGCGGCGGGAUGUGCGCUAGCGCAGAGGGGUGCGAGCUGCUCCUGUCCUCUUCCUCCUCAGCCGGCUCGUCCUCACCCUGCUGCUCCCGCGGCCCGGGCGGGAGGGGGCCGCAGGCAGCGGCGGCUCCUUUCUCGGCGGCGUUGGUGGCCAGACGGGCUGGUGCAAGCGACUGCAGCCGACGCCGUUCAAAGGAACGAGAGCAACAGCAUCACGAGUUUCAGUUCCCAGGAGCCCGCCGCCACCGCCACGAUACGACAUGAGUCAGGCUUUCUUCCUUGGCGCGUGGCGGAGCCCUCCCUCCUCCCCCUCGCCGCACCUGGGCUCACCCCCGGCCCGCGUCGCCCGCGCCCUCUAGGCGGAGGCCCCUGUGCCGGGAGCUGCGCGGCUGUCCACGGAAAGCCGAAGGGUCUUCGAGAUAGGUGUUGCCUUUUGUGCAGUGUCGUUGCGGCUGCCAUGCGGUGCCCCCCCUCGCCCUUCGACGAGCAGGGAGGGCCAGCCGCCAGCGGGCAGAUGUUGCAGCUGUUUGCUGUUAACUACCUAAGUGCCUCCCGGGUAGGCUCUUCGCUAGAGAGGGCGUGCUUGCAGUCCAUCCCUACCUGGAGGGAAGAAGCAGCCCAGCCCAGUAAACUAAUUGACCUCAACAGGUGGAGCUUAUCUCCAGCAGAGAUGUCUUUUCGUUUAAUUGUCCAGGCUAUAUAG
Messenger RNA from Prionailurus viverrinus (fishing cat), 1263 nucleotides. Its product is annotated as zinc finger CCCH domain-containing protein 18-like. The transcript is spliced from 2 exons. The coding region runs from base 1 to 1263 and encodes 420 amino acids. Lineage: Eukaryota; Metazoa; Chordata; Mammalia; Carnivora; Felidae. The record is from RefSeq and is a predicted model, not a curated record.